Messenger RNA from Schistocerca cancellata (South American locust), 1742 nucleotides. RefSeq names its product CCA tRNA nucleotidyltransferase 1, mitochondrial. The record is from RefSeq and is a predicted model, not a curated record. Gene Ontology annotation, biological process: RNA processing. NCBI's taxonomy places the organism in Eukaryota, Metazoa, Arthropoda, Insecta, Orthoptera, Acrididae. Bases 444 to 1712 code for a protein of 422 amino acids. The transcript has 9 exons. Gene Ontology annotation, molecular function: RNA binding; nucleotidyltransferase activity.
GUACACAGAUGUACGCUUUCUUCAAGUUAUCUUUGAAAUACUCAUGUCUCAGUGUUUGUUGACAAAUUUGCCGGUGAAGUAAUGUGACAGUGUAGUUCUGUGUGAGAACUGCGUUGUUGACGCUCACAGUGUUGCAGACUAUUGUUAUUAACUCGUGUAGAAUUUUUAGUCAUGGCAUUUAGUAACAAUUAUGGAUGUUGAAACAUGUUUGUUAAUACAGUGCAGUUAUUAAGUAGAGCAGGAAGACUCUCGCUUGCGAACUAUGUGGUGAGAUUAUAUCUUCACUAUCUGUAGGAUCAUGCAUUUUCGCCCGUUUCGUAGUGUGACAUGACAUAUAUGUGUAUUCUCUGCGAACUAUUUUACAAUUCUAGAUUCAAGGGACAUUACUUCAACGAUUAGGGUGUUGUUCACAAUAUACGAUCAUCAAAUCAUCAGCAAGCACUAUGGCUGGAGAAAGAUCGGAAACAUUUAAAAUAGACACUCCAGAAUUUCAUGCUUUGUUCACGCCUGAAGUGGACGCAUUAUCUGCCCUUUUCAAGAAAUACGGUUAUGAACUGAGAAUAGCAGGUGGAGCAGUAAGGGACCUGCUGAUGAAAAUCAAUCCAAAGGAUCUUGACUUCGCCACUACUGCCACACCAGAUCAAAUGAAAGAAAUGUUUGAGACAGAGGGUGUGAGAAUGAUCAAUAUGAAAGGAGAAAAACAUGGAACAGUCACUCCACGAAUAAAUGACAAGGAAAAUUUUGAGGUAACUACAUUGCGUAUUGAUGUUCGAACAGAUGGGCGCCAUGCUGAUGUGGAGUUUACGACUGAUUGGAAAUUGGAUGCAAAUCGUAGAGAUCUUACUAUCAAUUCCAUGUUUCUUGGUCUCGAUGGAACUGUCUAUGAUUACUUUGAUGGAUAUAAUGAUCUACUGAAAAGAAGAGUUGUAUUUGUAGGUAACCCAAAUAUUCGCAUUCAGGAAGACUAUUUAAGAAUUCUUCGAUACUUCAGAUUUUACGGCCGAAUUGCAGAACAUCCAGAUAAACAUGAAGAAAAGACAAUUGAAGCAAUUAGAAAUAAUGCUGAAGGCUUAGCACGCAUUUCAGGAGAGAGGAUUUGGAGUGAACUUCACAAAAUACUUGAAGGGAACUAUGGAGGCGAUUUAAUGCUGAAAAUCUUAAGCCUUGGUGUUGGACCAUAUAUUGGUUUACCCAGUGAUCCAAACAUUGAAGAACUUCAAGCAGUAUGGAAGAGACGUGAAAGUGAGGGGUUUAAAGCAAUGACUUUACUAACAUCACUGCUUAGAAGCCAAGAACAGGUUAUGAAUUUCCACGGACGUGUGAAACUGUCAGCAUAUGACCGUGAUUUGGGUCUAUUCAUUGUAGAAAAUCGAGAAGACAAAAUAUCAGUAAAUCCAUUGAGGCCAUACCAGGCAUUGGUCAUUAACUCAAAAUAUAAAGCUCCUGACUGCAGAGAUUAUGUAAGAGAAGUUCUCAAAUAUAGAGGUGACCAUCAGCUACUGGCUGAAUUUGACAGUUGGGAACUCCCAAGAUUUCCAUUAAAUGGCAACAUGUUAAGGGAGAAAGGUGUUCCAGGAGGAAAGAUUACUGGGCUGGUAAUGAAACAGCUGAAAGAAAUAUGGAUUGAAAGUGAUUUCAACAUGUCUCCAGAAGAUUUACUGGCUCAGAUACCAGCUAUUACCAAUACACUAGGAAUUGGCAUAAAAAGAUAAAAUGAGCAGUAAUAAAGAUACUUAUUCCGA